GCCUAUCUGCCAUGGACUAAGAACACUAUUUUGCAGGCACGAGUCACGCACGUGAUAAAGAUCAGAGCAACACGCUUCCAUGGACUUGCUUUCUUGGGCGGAAGAUACUUCUCAUUUUGUGUUCCAUUUGGUUAUGAUAUUAAGGCUAAUUCAUGUCCAUGCAAAUAUUUUUUAAUGUAUAUAUAUAUAUAUAUAAUGAAAUAAUUUUUGGGUUUAGAAGGGAAAUAUAUAUGUAAUAAAUUCAAAGCUGCGUGUGUGAAUGGAAACAUGCAACUAAAUGGUCGUCAUGUCGAUCGCCAAUAUUGCAUGCACUGCCUGCGGAUCCGUCAGGAUUCCAUUGCCGGAAAUAGAAACGGGGUCGUGCCAGCUAUAAUGAACGGUCAGGAUACCUUCUUCGACGAUGGAGCUUUUGAUCCGACGAUCGUGGUUGAUUUGGAGACCGUAGGUCACACUGGACGGGAAUCUUGUCUUUGGCCAUGCCUCAAUAUUUGGAUCCUCUCCAAUCUUGGCGAACACCAAAGUGUCCUUUACUAAAAUGUCGAUCGUCCACCGUGGUGGGCGCCAGCGAUCGCCAAUGGAUGGAUGUUUGCAAUUUUAGGUGGGAGAGUUGGAGAGGAUCCCCCCAAUAGGGGAUGCAGCCACCAGCUAAUUGUAGCCGUUUAAGGAAACAUCCAGCUGCUAUUUCUAUUAACGAAAACACCAACCUCUUCAUCGGAAUAUAUUAUGCGCAGGGGAGAGUAGGGUAGCCGGCCCAGCCAAAGAUCUCUUCUUCUUCGCCGAGGAAUCCGAGAGGACCGUUGAAGACUAGAACAAUGGCAAUACAUCAAAGCACAAAAAUUGCACUUUGUGUGGCUUUUCUUGGGUGUCUGUCUUUCUUACUUGGCAUACUUGCAGAAAACAAAAAGCCUGCACAAGGAACUCCAAUCAUAGGAAAGGAUGUUGUUGUCUGCAAGUACCCAAGUGAUCCGGUAAUUGCAUUUGGAUCUCUAGCUAUUGUGUCACUCCUGCUUUCUGCUAUUGUAGGACACGUCGCAGUUUACUUCCCAUACAAAGGCAAGUCUGUUCCAACCUCUAGUUUGUUCCAGAACACUACAUUGUUCGUCUUCUUCAUCAUUGCAGAGGCUGUUACAACUUUGGCUCUGGUGAUGUUGAUGUGGGCAACCAUCACCGAAGGCCUUCAUCGUUCUCGCAACGUUCAUCACGAUCUCGAAUACCUCUGCCCGACAGCGAAGACUGGUCUCUUCGGCGGUGCUGCUUUUCUUGCCCUCGAUGCUGCCCUCUUUUGGCUCAUCUGCCAAAUGUUGACGCUCAAUGCCAGAGCUGAUUACUUUGACGAGGACGAUCCUAAAGGGGAGUACGGACAGGUUUAUGCAGAUGAGUUAGAGAACACUGAGAACAAGCAUUCAUCAGUCUAGAUGUGAACAAGAAGCAACUUCUAGUCGAGAGACAUUUCUUCUCUCUGCAUUGUUAUUCUCUGUUUCAUGACAGACAUUGUUUGGUUGCCUCUGUUAAUAUGCCAAUGCAUAGUUAUCACUUUAACAUCUCCAA
Molecule: messenger RNA, 1548 nt
Organism: Musa acuminata AAA Group (dessert banana)
Lineage: Eukaryota; Viridiplantae; Streptophyta; Magnoliopsida; Zingiberales; Musaceae
Exons: 4
Coding region: 813-1415 (200 amino acids)
Source: RefSeq, a predicted model, not a curated record